This is a messenger RNA of Podarcis lilfordi (Lilford's wall lizard), 6396 nucleotides long. The record is from the annotation of a GenBank genome assembly. Lineage: Eukaryota; Metazoa; Chordata; Lepidosauria; Squamata; Lacertidae.
CAGAGGCUCGGAGCGCCUUUAUAUGCGCUGCAGCUGUGGUUGAAUACCUCACGAGCACCCAAGAGUGACUCAGAACAGAGCAGAAAGGGCUGAACAGGGAAGGGAAUUGCUCUCUCCUCGCCCACCCAACUUGGGUGCCUCCAGACUCCUUGGGCAGCUUGAAUUAGGGUGCCUCCUUUUCUUUCUCCCGGAUAAGCCCCUUCGGAGAGGUCGAAGCCACUGUUGGGGGUACAGCUCUUUCCUCAAGCAAGGCUCGCCGCCAUGGAGAAGGCGCACGGGAUAUUCGGCGACAAUUUUGGGGGCUUCCUGAGGCCACGCAGCGAGCCCCUGGGCUUCUCAGGCAAGGCGGCUGUGGGAACGGGGCGUGUGUGUUUGUGUGCCUGGGUGUGAUCCUGUCCACACCAUACAUUUAAAGUGCAUGGCUUCCCUCAAAGCAGCCUGGGAACUGUAGUUUGUUGAGGGCAGCGCUGUGGUGGGUAAACUACGUUUCCUGGGAUUCUUUGGGAGGGGAGCCAAGACUGUUAAAAGUGGUGUAAAGGUGAUCUGAAGGUGGAUGUGGCUUCUAAGGCAAAUUUGCUCCCACAUUCUCACGCCUUGAACUGCAACAGAGCCAACCAAAAAUAUAUUAGGAGAUUCAGCACUAAAAUGCUGGCGAUUUUCUACAGUGACUUUAUUUAUAAAAAGAAUCUGCAAACUAAUGUGGAGCACUGAACUUCCAAAGGGGUAAAUGAUAAACUGGAAGAAUCCAAAGAUGCAGAUCAUUCCAUCCUUAACCCAAUUGGACCUUCAGGUUGGACGUGGCUCCCCAGGACAGAAGGAGCUACCUUGUGAAGUCUCUCAGACUACUGCUUCCUCCUUCCUCCACCUCUGAGGCGCUGCCCAAGGUCUCAGGCAGAGGUCAUUUGGCUGUAGAUUGGACCUGGGACCACAGGAAGCUGCAUUCAGCUGAGUCCAGCCACUGUUCCAUCCUGCUCAGUCUCGACUCCUUCCCAGCCCUGCUUGGAGAUGCCGUCGUGGGAAACUGAACCUGGGGCGUUCUGCAGGCAAAGCAUAUGCUCUAACCACUGAGCAACCACUGCCCUUCCCUUAUUCAGACGGGAACAGGCCUGAAACAAUGAUGGGGGAGGGAGGGCAGCUGGGGCAGACAUCUGCUGAUUUUCUUACUGAUGCUCCACUCUGGGGCUCUUUUCUGUGGCCCAAAGAGGUGUGAUAGUAUCUGGCCCUCUGGACCUGGUCAGUGUAGUGUAGUGAAUCAGGCCAAAGGGACCCCACCAAUGUAUCCCAGCCUCCUGUUCUCACAGCGGCUGACCAGAAGCCCCCACCCCAUGGGAAACCAGAGCAACUCGACCUCUGUGAGUGUAGAACAUUGCCAAUGUGGACGGUAAACAGGAUUCACUUGGUUGUCCUCCAGAAUUUGUCCAGUUCUCUUUUAAAGCCAUCCAAAUUGUUCGGCAUUGCUGCUUCCUGCGGGAGGGAGUUCCACAGUUUAACUGUUGUCACUGGGUUUCCUUUACGCUGUCCUGAAUCCUCUAAACCGGCUCUCUCACUUCCAGCUCCAGUAUUCAGAGAGGGAGGGAGGACACCUGUCUCUCUGUCCACUUUCUCCAGUAUCCUGCCCCCAGCAGACAGAUGCCCUGAACCUUUUCUUUUAUAUAUAUAUACAUUUUUAUUAGUUUUUAACAUAUUAAUUAGCAUUCAUACAACAGAACUUCACAUCUUACACAAUUAUUAUUUUUGGGGGGGCUUCCGUCAACACCUCUGAUGGUUUUCCGUUCUUAUCACUUAUUAUGCAUUUCUUAAUUUCAUAUUACCUUUAAUUAUCUUUAACUAAUAAUUCUCCUCAUUAUCUUUUUUGCAAUAUUUCAAAUAAUUCGCCGUACAAAACUUCUUGCAAACCUACUAGCGUAAUCUGUUCAUCACAAUUACUUUUCAAAUAAUCCGUAAAUUUACUCCAGUCUUCUGAGAAUCUCUGGUCCCGAAGCUUUCGAAUCCUUCCUGUUAGUUUAUCUAAUUUUGCAUAGUCCAUCAAUUUCAACCUCCAUUCUUCUUUCAUCGGUAAUUCUUCUUGCUUCCAGUUUGGGGCCAAUGCUCUGAACCCUUCCGUGGCCCAGAGAACAGAUCCUUGUGUCGAGGGAUCUGGGGUUCACGUUGACCUUGUCCCUCUUUUUCACAGCGGGCCGUGCUGGAGGGAUGGGGAACAUCAAGACCUUAGGGGACACGUACCAGUUUGCAGUGGACGUCAGCGACUUCUCCCCUGAAGACAUCAUCAUCACCACGUCGAAAAACCAGAUUGAAGUCCACGCAGAGAAGGUGAGAGGCCCCUCCGAGUCCUCCCCCUCCUCCUCUUAGAUCCAGCGGGAAAUAGCUUUUAAGGGAGCUCUGGACUACAACUUCCAUGAGCCACAGAGGUGUGGUGCUGGGGCUGAUGGGAACUGUAGUCCAAAGGAUCUGGGGAAGGAAGGGUGGACCACAGGGGUGCCCAGCUCUCCUCCAGACCAACCGUUCUGCCUUCUUAGGGCAAAAUCUAUUCCCAAAGAACCUCUGAGUUUGGGGCUGGGGAAAACACAGUAACUUUAACGCACAUAGGUAAAGGUAAAGGGACCCCUGACCAUUAGGUCCAGUCGUGGGCGACUCUGGGCUCAUCUCACUUUAUUGGCCAAGGGAGCCGGUGUACAGCUUCCGGGUCAUGUGGCCAGCAUGACUAAGCUGCUUCUGGCAAACCAGAGCAGCGCACGGAAACGCCGUUUACCUUCCCGCCGGAGCGGUACCUAUUUAUCUACUUGCACUUUCAGGUGCUUUCGAACUGCUAGGUUGGCAGGAGCAGGGACCGAGCAAUGGGAGCUCACCCCGUCGCGGGGAUUCGAACCGCCGACCUUCUGAUCAGCAAGUCCCAGGCUCUGUGGUUUAACCCACAGCGCCACCCGCAUCCCAAUCUCAGCCCUUUUAUUAAAACUGAACUUCCGGGCUGCUCUGUUUAUUAGCCCCAGGGUGCCUGGCUUUGGUAGGGGCAGCCUCGGCUCUGUGGUUUAACCCACAGCGCCACCCGCUUCCCUUUUUUAAAGAGCAUAGCUUCCCCCAAAGGAUUAAGGGAACUGUAGUUGGGAAUUAAGAGGGUACUGUAGGAUACAUUCAGCAUCCUGCUCUCACAGUGGCCAAUCGGAAACCUGAGGGGCAAACUAUGGUUCACAUAAUUCUUGGGAAAGUGCUUGAAAAGUGCUUUCAGCCUGAAAUGAGAUGGGGUUAAGCAGUGCCCUUUUUGCAGAGGUGCUGGAUGUUGCUGGCAUAAGAAAGGGCACCCAGGAUUCUGCCAGGGAGUGGGGGGGGGGGCUCCUCCUGGACUUUCUCUCCCUGUCUGCCUGGCAUCCUUCCCCAGUGACAAAUCCUCUCUGCCUUUGCUGGGGACACAGUGCUCUCUCCUCCUGCCACUCCUCCGGGGCAGGAACGCAAUGUUCCAGACAGUAGGCAUGGUGACAGAAGCACUGAACCAUCUUCCUGGCUCUCUGGCUGCCUUGAAAAUCCUGGAGGGAUUUUGGGAGGAAGACAUGAGCUUUGCGGGCCAGGAAAUGGGUGCACCUGUUCUGGUUUGCGGUCCCAAGGGGGGCUGACGGGAGAAGGGGCAACUUGGAGAGCUUGGCAUUGGGAAGUGAGGCUGUGGAAGCAGAAUGAGUUGGCCCCAUUGUACAGACCGGGCAACUGAGGCAGGGAGGUGUGGUUUCUAUCAGGGACACCCACACACCACAUACCACAAGGAUCACAGCAUAGCAAGAGCUGAAAAGUGGACAGAUUCCAGCCAGGCUGCGUAUACGUCAUGCAUUUAAAAACACAUGACUUUCCUGCAAAGAAUCCCGAGAACUGUAGUUCACCCAAUACAGAUCACCCUUAACAAACUACAGUUCCCAGGAUUCUUGGGGGGGGGGAGGAGUUGGGCAAUGAAACUCCUGGAGUUCAGUUAGUCACAUCCCUUAAUGUCAAUGGGCUUACUCUGAGUAAGGCUAGCAAUGCAUACCACCCAGUGUCCCCCUUCCAGGUCCAGAUUGACUGAGCUUCUGCACGGAGGCUGCAUCCCCUGCCCUCUGCCCAUGCUCUGGAGCCCACCCCCAUCCCCCACUGGGGAGACUCCUUGUCCUCCCCUAUACACCACUGCAACCCAUCUCUGUGGUCACGGCCCUACACUGAUUGACUUAUUGACUGAACUAUUUAUAGGCAGAUGGAUUGAACUAUUUAUAGGCAGCUCAUGGAUGCUUUAGCCGAGAUUCCUGCAUUGCAGGGGGUUGGACUAGAUGACCCUUGGGUCCCUUCCAACUCUAUGAUUCCACAGAAAUGAAGGAAGGUGGUAUACACCACCAAAAAAAUCACAAUAAAAUAAAUGAAAGCAUCAAUAAAUACUGGUUGGUAGACAAAGUCCUGCCUGAGCAGUAACACUUUUUUGGGGAGACAUCUAAAAGACAGCAGUGACGAUUCCUGUGGCAGGGAGUUCCGCAGGGCCUGCUGUGCUAAAGGCUGACCCAUCCUCAGAGGGAAAAGGGAGGCAGACUAAACAUCCCCAGUCCAGGCCCCCGCUGACUCCUCUCUCCUCUCUCUUUGCCCUGCUCAGCUGGCAGCGGACGGGACCAUCAUGAAUACGUUCACCCACAAAUGCCAGCUGCCUGAGGAUGUGGACCCCACUUCGGUCACCUCUGCCCUGGGCGGGGACGGCUCCCUGACCAUCAAGGCUCAAAAGCGCCCCGGCAAGCACAUCGAGCACGUCCAACAGACCUUCCGGACUGAAAUCAAAAUCUGAGCAUCCCCCAUCACCCCAUAGCAACUGGGGGACGGCCUGGGGGUGAGGGGGGGGGUUGGUUGGUUUCGGAAGGUGAGCGAAGGGGUUGGGCUCACCACUCCCCCCCUUUGGCCAUUCUCCUUUGUAUAUAAUAGAUUGCCUUUGGUUUGUUAUAAAUUAUUGGGGAUACCGGUAGCUGGUGUGACAUCUGCUUUUUCUCUUGUGGGCGACUGUUUCUUUUCAGAGAAUUUUUUUCCCAAAGGGAAGGAGAGUCAUCACGUUCGUCUCUGCAUGUGUGGGAAUCCUGGGGUACAGUUCCGGUUGCUUUGCCUCAAAGAGGAUAUUGCUGUAGCAUUCGGGGGUUUUAUAGUUUAAGGAAAAGGUGAGUGAAAAAGGGAAAUGCUAGAAGUCUACAAAAUUAUGCAUGGCAUGGGGAAAGCUUGAUAGGGAGUAGUUUUUCCUCCCUCUCUCAUAACGCUAGAACUCGUGGUCAUCCAGUGAAGCUGAAAGUUGGGAGAUUCAGGACAGAUAAGAGAAAGCAGGAUUGAACGGUGGAACUCACCGCCACAGGAUGUAGCGACGGUCACCAACGUGGAUGGCUUUAAAAGGGGGUUAGAAAAUCCGUGGAGGGAAAGGGCUGUAGUAGCUCAACGGCAGGACACCUGCUGGGCAUGCAGAAGGCCCCAGGUUCAGUCCCUGGCAGCAUCUCCAGGCAAGGCUGGGAGAGAGUCCCGCUGCCAGUCAGUGCAGAUACCGCUGAGCUAGAUCAGCGAAGGAUUCAGGGCAGUGCAGGCAGUUCCACUGCACAGGGCACCGAUCAGGUACAAAAUAAGAAAACCCAGAAUUGAGAAGUUCCAUGGGGCCGGGAUACCAAACUUUGGCCAUGCAUAGGAUGUCAUAUUAUGCAAGACUAUUAAAGUCCAUUGUUGGCUAGGGGGACCCCAUGCAUGGCAAAGGACAAAGCAGCUUCCUCUGUUCUAGCAUCUCCUAGGCAUCAUAUCAAUGCUCUGCCUUCAAGCAUCAUGCCUUCGAGGUCCAGUUGCUGGGAAAUCCCAAGCAAAGGGGGUGCUUAUUAUUAUUAUUAUUUUAGCUAGUAAGCCUUCUCUUUAUUAAACUGUUGCAACAGAGUCCUCACUCCUCCCAUGCAGGGAGGGAGAGAGGCACCCAGGACAGUGGUGUGCAAGGUCUUAUAUAGACUUUUGAAAUUGCCUCCCCUGUCGCUCAAGACCCCCCCCCCCAAAAAAAAACAUCAUACAUACAUCACAGAAAGAGGUGGUCCCCAGCAGAAAUACAACACAGGGGGAGGUCAACAGCAGAAAACCUAUCUGUCAAGAUACCUGAUAAUGGUUACUGAUUGCUUGACCUGGGUAUCCUGGCUAUUCUUUUUGAGAUGCUAAAUACUUAGUUCCUGAAUCCAGGUCACAGACUCACCCUAUUCAUACACAAAUACGCACUAAAGACAGGAGUUGUGAGCAAAGAGACAAUGGGGAGAAUAUCUGAGGUCAAUUUGAGAGACACUAUUUCAGACACGUGGUUUAUAUACUUUAUGAACAUAUGGUUUAUAUAUAUGAGACCUUAGAAUUCCUAUAACACAUUUAAAACACAUUCAAAGGUUUUAAGAAAAAAUAAUCUCUAUU